This is a messenger RNA of Phytophthora nicotianae INRA-310, 729 nucleotides long. RefSeq lists its product as hypothetical. NCBI's taxonomy places the organism in Eukaryota, Oomycota, Peronosporomycetes, Peronosporales, Peronosporaceae. The record is from RefSeq and is a predicted model, not a curated record. The transcript is spliced from 4 exons. The coding region runs from base 1 to 729 and encodes 242 amino acids.
AUGGCGCACGUCCAGUCGGUCGCUAACACAGGACGUCGCUCCAGCUUGCGCCAGCGUAGACACGUUGAUUACACGGCUAACACGCAGGACGAGGGUGCCCCCGCCACGCAGGACGCCACGCAGGACAAGGGUUUCCCAGCCACACUGGGCAAGGAUGUUCCCGCUACGCAGGACGCCACGGAGGAUGAUGAUGUUUCUGCCACGCAGGAAGCGACGCCGGAGGCUAUCACGCAGGACGAAGAGGUGGAAAACACCCAGAACGUUACCGUUGAGGUGGUAGUCGUGUCGCCGGCCGCUACCACUGAGGGCAACGUGGAUGACAACACUGCGGGCAACACUGAGGACAACACUGAGGGCAACACUGAGGGCAACACUGAGAGUAACGCCGCCGCAGCGGGCUCCAGUGAUACGGAAAACAAUAGAGCAGAAUCAGAAUUAUCGACUGUAGAUGACCCAGAUCCUGAACCUCCAACCAAGCGUGUCCGGGUAUCCACUGAAGGGUCGGCUAGUCGACCGCAUCAUCUCUGGCGUCGCCAAACAAAAAACGCAGAUAACCGCAAGAAAAUCGUGGAAACGCUAAACCCAGUAAACAACGACAAGCCAGGACUACCGCAAAAGGUCUUCAACACGUGGGAGGAGUAUCAGAAAGUCCUCAAAGAUUACGAAGCCGAGCAGUUCCUUUGCUAUCGAACUCGGACCUCUCAGACAAGAGAGAAGCACAACAGGUGA